Molecule: messenger RNA, 4292 nt
Organism: Myotis myotis
Lineage: Eukaryota; Metazoa; Chordata; Mammalia; Chiroptera; Vespertilionidae
Gene: SLC22A3
Product: solute carrier family 22 member 3
Exons: 13
Coding region: 1753-3243 (496 amino acids)
Biological process (GO): transmembrane transport
Cellular component (GO): membrane
Molecular function (GO): transmembrane transporter activity
Source: RefSeq, a predicted model, not a curated record
ACUGAGCAGGCCGGCUCCCUUCCGGGCUGCGCAGGGUCGCUGGGCGCCCGGCGUGGAUUCUGUCACGGCCGCGCUGCUGCCAUUGGUCCCGCGGCCGGUGUUUGGAACAGACCCCCGGAGCCAGCGGACGCCGGCGACAUUCAAUCUCCGCCCCAAUCCGUGUCAGUGUGCCGGUGACGAAGGUCCGACGGGCCCCGCCCGCAGCGUCUGUCCCAGCCGGUCCUCCUGGCAGGCGGCCCGCGGCCACAGCAGGUGCAUCCCCUGCCCUUUGUCCCAGUGACCCGGAGCCGGGAGAUGGCCGGGAAUGCUGCUGACGCCACUGGGCUCAGCCCCGCCUGCUGCCCUCCCACCCUGCCCGCGGGCGAGGAGCCGUGUCCACGCUGCCGAUGUUAUCAGCGCCGGAUGAUGAAUUUGGGGCUGGCUUUGUGCAGGGCCCAGGAAUGUCCCCUGUCAGUGGAAGGAUCAGGGGGUGCUGCCCGGUCCCAGCACCAUCUCCUUCCCCCCAAUCCCGACCCUGCCCUGAGGAUGCUCAAUGCUCGAUGCUCCUGGAGCAAGGCCCACCGCCUGGUCCCCUGCCGUGUGCAGAGCGGCGUCUGCGGUGGCCACGGCAGCAUCGCAGGGAGGCCGCAGAAGUGGCCUACCGGUCCCGUCCCAUCCCCCCGGCCGUGGUUAAGAGUCGGUGACAGCGCAGCCUGGGGCCUCGUUUGCUCUCACUUCUCAACUGUGGUUUCCGUGCAGCUGGGAGGUGAGUGGGAGCUCACUCGUUUCCUCCCGAGGGUCAGCCCGCCGUCCGCCCAGGCGUGGCUUCCAGACCCCUGGUAGCUCAGACCGUCCCGGGCGCCCGACGGUGGUCCGGCUGCUCUAGUUUUCAGUUGAAGGAACCGAAUCCCAGGCGGCCCGGUGACCCAUUCAGGGCCACGUCCCAGACGCCCCGCGGAGCCCCCCUGCCGCUCGCUGCCCCACACCACGCAGCGUGUCCAUUCCACAUACAACUCCCGGGCAAGGCGCAGUGCGGAAACCAAACAGUGGGUAGAAAAGCUUCAUGGUGGACUGAGAUUCAGGAUGGAAACACGUGCGCAAAUGGCGUGUUUCCUGGGGCGUCACCAGCAGGACCGAGAGUGGGAUUCCGUGGAUGUAGAGUGAGGACACGGCCCCGACCGCUCGUCUCUGGUCCUCUGGACCUCUCCCUGCAUGGCCAUCGUGACGAUGUGUCUCGGCUUGGGGACCAGCUGGUCAGAUGUCGCCGAGGGCACCCGCAUGCAGUGGAACGGAGCGGCCGGUCUCCUCUGCCCCUCCCUCCUCCUGAGCUGGCAGCUACGGGCCCAGGGCCGGACCCAUGGAACUUUCUCAGGGAUCAGCAGGUCUGCGUGAGCACUGCCCACGACAUGGCAGCGGACAUGGCGAUGGGCUCUGAAAGUGUUCUUUUACAGUGAAAGAGAUGACAUAGUGACUGGUUUACGGGCUGCGGAUCGAACCUGCAACCUAGGUACAUGCUGUGACUGGGAAUCAAACCCAAGACCCUCAGGCCUCGGGCUGACACUCUCACCACCGAGAAACCCCGGCCAGGGCCCAGGGGAUGAGGAGCGGACGCGUGUCUCCUCCACCAGAGGCCGGAAGCGCGGGCGUCGGGGCUGUGAGAGCACUAUUCCAUCUCAACCACCGCGUCUCCACAGCAUCGUUUCCAACGGAUGCGCCAUUCAGUUUCUCAGUCCCACAGAGUGAGAGUUUGACCUGGUGUGUGCCAAUGCUUGGAUGCUGGACCUCACACAAGCCAUCCUGAACCUGGGCUUCCUGGCCGGAGCCUUCACCUUGGGCUACGCAGCGGACAGGUACGGCCGAAUCGUCGUUUACCUGAUAUCCUGUUUCGGUGUUGGCGUCACCGGCGUGGUGGUGGCGUUCGCACCAAACUUCCCUGUGUUUGUGGUCUUCCGCUUCCUACAAGGCGUGUUUGCAAAGGGGACAUGGAUGACCUGCUAUGUGAUCGUGACAGAAAUCGUGGGUUCGAAGCAAAGGAGGAUUGUGGGAAUCGUGAUUCAGAUGUUCUUCACUCUGGGAAUCAUCCUCCUCCCGGGAAUUGCCUACUUCAUCCCCAACUGGCAGGGCAUCCAGCUGGCCAUCACGCUGCCCAACUUCCUCUUCCUCCUCUACUACUGGGCGGUUCCCGAGUCUCCCCGCUGGCUGGUGACUCGGAAGAAAGGAGACGAGGCCCUAAAGAUUCUGCGGAGCAUUGCCAAGUGCAACGGGAAGUACCUCUCGCCCAGCUUCUCGGAGAUCACCGUCACCGAUGAGGAAGUUAGUAAUCCGUCCUUUUUAGAUCUGGUGAGAACUCCCCAAAUGAGGAAGUGCACCCUUAUUCUUAUGUUUGCUUGGUUCACCAGUGCGUUGGUGUACCAAGGGCUGGUCAUGCGCCUGGGCAUCGUGGGCGGCAACCUCUACAUGAACUUCUUCAUCUCCGGAGUCGUGGAGCUGCCGGCCGCCCUCCUCAUCCUCCUGACCAUCGAGCGUCUCGGACGCCGUCUCCCCUUCGCAGCAAGCAACAUCCUGGCCGGAGUGGCGUGCCUGGUCACGGCGUUCUUACCAGAAGGAACACCCUGGCUGAGGACCACGGUGGCCACGCUGGGGAGACUGGGCAUCACCAUGGCCUUCGAGAUCGUCUACCUGGUCAACUCGGAGCUGUACCCGACGACGCUACGGAACUUCGGGGUGUCACUCUGCUCUGGGCUGUGCGACUUCGGGGGCAUCGUCGCGCCCUUCCUGCUCUUCCGCCUGGCCGCCCUCUGGCUGGAGCUGCCGCUCAUCAUCUUCGGUGUCCUGGCCUCCGUGUGCGGUGGCCUCGUGAUGCUUCUGCCUGAGACCAAGGGCAUCGCCUUGCCGGAGACGGUGGACGAUGUCGAGAAGCUGGGCAGGUAUCGUAUGGCCUUCAGCGCCUCCUCAGUCCCAGCGGCGUUCAGGCCACCAGGGGAAGGAGCCCGCCCUCCUACAAGUGCGGCAGGAAGCAGAAGGCCCCGGUUCCCGGUGCUCCCCUGUGAGGCGCCUGCCGGGACCACGGAGCGGCGCAGGCCGAGGCCGGAGCGACGAGCCCCGCAGACAUCGGUGCCCGUGUCAGCCCGUGUCAGCCCGUUGUGCCAGGCCACCCAGCUACUUUUCACUCUUUACAAAGACAUGCACAUGACCCUGAGCAUCGUUCCGAGAUGCUGGAGGAGGUUUGUCCUGAUGCUGGACACGUCUCCGACCCGUGGGUGACAGGGACAAGAAGCCCCACCCAGUGUUCACAGCGGCUCCAUCGGGAACGGGGUGAGCAACCAGGGACCUGGGAAACAUGGACAGAACUCGGGUCAUCAGGAACCGAGGCUCAGGAACGUGUGUCCUGAGGAUUCCUGGGAGGAUGACGAUCCGGGGAGUCUGCAAUGAAGACACUGGACAUCCGGACGGAGCCUGCGCUUUCUCUCCUCGCCUGGAUCUGCGAGCCCCACUGGGGUUGCUCGGGCCUCGCCCCACAGAUCAGCACGAAUCUGUGAGGCCUGGGGACCCGUCUAUUUCCUAUGACAUCUGACUGGUCCUGCGAUGACUCGACACUAGAGCCUGUGUCCGUUACUGAACCAGGCCCGUGGGUUAGGGUGUCCUGGGUCGUAAGGUUGAACCACAAGGGCUAUUCAUAUAUCUGUGAGUUCAGGUCUGCGGCGGCGCCCACGGUCAGGAGUGAGACACGUGGACAGUUCUCGUUCUGUCUGGACAUGUUGCACUUGUUUUGGGAAGUAGGCCACAUUUUAACGGAAAGGACUGGCCAGCGAUCUCUGUGCUCAGAAGAAUUUGCAAGGACGGAUGAGCACUUUAGAGCUCCUGACAGGGAUUGGGUCUUUCUCUUUUGUUACCGCGACUUUUCGAACGAGUUGAAUACAAACCUGCCAGCUUUUCCUGCCCUGCUUUACAUGCUCAUCUGGUGCGUUUUCUGAGCCAGCGUCUGCCUUUCUGCAGGACUUUUUGACGAGUUCUCUGUGUGGGCAGGCGCGUGGCACCAGAGGGAAGGGAAGACGGCGCCUCUGUGCACCGGGCAGAGUGCGGGUGUGUGCAGGUGUGUGCGGGUGUGCUGAUCGCACCAGAAGCUCCCUGAGCCCGAGAGCCCCUCAGAGCGGCUGGAAUGUCCGUCUCCCGGGACGCCAGCGCACUCACCCCUUCGCCUGCCUUCUCGCAUUUCCCUGCUGCGGGGUGCCUGUGGCUCACGGGCACUGUCACCUUUGAAUUGUACUUUGAGUUGAUACUUUGGUUCUGAUAACAAUAAAAUAUUUUAAAUU